This is a messenger RNA of Anopheles maculipalpis, 663 nucleotides long. RefSeq names its product DNA translocase FtsK-like. The coding region runs from base 1 to 663 and encodes 220 amino acids. Lineage: Eukaryota; Metazoa; Arthropoda; Insecta; Diptera; Culicidae. The record is from RefSeq and is a predicted model, not a curated record. The transcript has 3 exons.
AUGGCAUUUUGGACAUUGUUGAAAUCCAUUUCCUGGUUUAGUUUGUUUUGGCUCGCAAGCGUCUGGAGUAUAGUUGAAGCGCAUCCGCUAGAAUCGGGCCCAGGAAUAGAGGUUAUACCGGCAGCAUUUUCCGAGGACGAUACGCCUAAAUACGUCGUAGUUGAUGAAGGCAAAGUGUCAAACACUAACGAUCUUCAGCAGUCUGUGGUGACUGUACCGGAAGUACAGCAGCCUCAAAACGUCCAGUAUAACGUCCAACUGCCCGUGACACAAGCACCCCAGAUCAUCCAAUACCAACAACCAGUAACCCAACCGCCACAGGUUAUCCAGUAUCAACAGCCAGCGACGCAACAAUCACAGUACCAGUAUGUACAACCUCAGCCAAUGUACCAGCAACCGUCGGGCUACUACCAACCUCAACCACAAACAGUGCAAUAUCCUGGACCUGCUAGUACGCCCUAUUACGGUGCGCCGCCACCAGGUUACUCACCGUACGGAUCAGCUCAGCCCGGUCCCGUCUAUCCAACCCCAAUCGGAGAGAGAGGUGGGUUUUUGAGUAGCUUCGCAGGACCAAGCAGCGGUUCACGAUACUCACCGUUCAGUGGCUCACUGCCGUCCGGAUUAUCUACUGGAGCAACCUUACUUGGCGCUGCUUUACUGUAA